AUGGAGGGCACUGUGGUCACGUGCUGCUCCAACUCGUUUGCUGUUGGUCAACAACUUAUAUGCUUCCGGUGGGCUUCGGGAGUUUGUGACAGGCAGGCAGCCGGUGUUUGGAGUAGGUACGUGUCAUUUCACAGCUGUUUAACAGUAAAAAUGGGAAGAAGUUAUAUAGUUGAUGUUGUAGUGGAGAAAUACUUAUCCAGUAUUGGUGCGAGUGGUGCAGUCUGUAGAACGGGUUUACUAAUUGGUCAGUCCUCACCCCAACGAGACUUUGUGGUGCUAUCUACCAAGACUCCUCAAAGAGGCAGCGAGAGCAGUGGUACACUGGAUGAUGUUGACGUUGACUGGGUGACAGAGCAUGCGAAACAGGUGUCCUCAAUGCUACCUGGUGGACUGUCUGUGCUUGGAGUUUUCCUGAUCGUUCCUCCAGAGCUGUCAAAGGAAGCUACGAAUGUUCUGCGAAAACUAGUGUUUGCUGUUGAGAAGUACUUAACUAAAGAAAGACUCUGGAACGACAGAGACGAGGAUGUCUCGGACAGAGUGGCCCUUCAGAUCUGUUCCAAAACCAGGAAAGUCAUUUGCAAAACGUUUGACGUAAAAGACCCAAAGACCUCCGCUAAGCCAGCAGAAUGGAAGUACCAGAGCGGCGUGUCGUCCACCUGGCCGCUAGUUACGUGCUCCGUCGGCAUAAACCUGCGUCUCCCAGUGUCUGACAAGUCUUUGGAGGACACACACAGGUGUGUCAGAGAGGGACUGCAGAGGUGGGCGAAGAGCAUCUCCUCCGGCACUUGUCUCAUCAACGGCAAGUUCAUGUCACCUGACACGGAGCUGAUGGGUGGUGGUGGGCAGAAGAAGAACCCCAAACAGGGGCAAUCGAAGAUCCAGGCCCAGCUUCUCCUGCCCCCGGAGCAGUGUCCGCCAGAGCAGACCACCUGCGCAGUGUCCCAGCCGACUGCCUCGGUGCUCAUCAGGGGCCAGGUGUCCUGCAGGGCCUACGUCCACUCCAACAAGCCCCGGGCCGGCCAGGCAGCUGAGGCCAUCAAGAGGGACAUCCUCAACACCGUCUCCAGCAGGGUGGACAUGCUGUACGACGACCUCUUCAUGAACCAGUCAGAGGUGGGCAGCGGAGGACCGAAGAAGGCGGUGGAGAAGAGCCACAGUCUGCCCCUGAGAGUGUUCGCCCCCGUGCCAGAGUCGGCGUUCUGCGUGUGCGACUACAUGUUCCCGGACGAGUGUGUGUCCGCGGUGGCGGAACACUUCCAGGAGAUUCUAGAUCGCAGCGUGGCGGAGGAGAGCAUCGUCACGGGCCUGGAGGUGAGCAGAGAGGACACGCGCACCAACACACCUGGGCAGCACCACACAGCAGGUGACCGGUGUCAGGAGGACACGGAGGAGACACUACCUACACAGCUACACCACAGUGGGCCACCUCAACCCCAAGAUGACGUCCCCAAAAAACAGCAGGGCCUGCAGUACUAUGUUAGGCUGGCAGUGGCAGGAGGAGUAGCCAUGUUGGCAGCAGCCAUGUCUAUGCUGUACCUGGGAGAGGAAUGAUAGAAAAACGACUGUGCACAACAGGACUCACAGAUUUGCUUAUGGGAUAACGUGUAAUUAAGAGAGAUAUUUUGUAAUUGCAAUGAUCAAUUCUAUAUACAUACCGGACUGAAUUAUAAUUCAAAUUAGGGAUGGGUAUUGGCAAAGGGUUCAU
Engraulis encrasicolus (European anchovy) is the source of this 1705-nucleotide messenger RNA. It is a transcript of the gene odr4, whose product is annotated as odr-4 GPCR localization factor homolog. Gene Ontology annotation, biological process: intracellular protein localization. NCBI's taxonomy places the organism in Eukaryota, Metazoa, Chordata, Actinopteri, Clupeiformes, Engraulidae. The record is from RefSeq and is a predicted model, not a curated record. Gene Ontology annotation, cellular component: endomembrane system. The transcript has a single exon. The coding region runs from base 1 to 1551 and encodes 516 amino acids.